GUUGCUGUAUUUUCUUGUAAUUUUUUGAGAAACAACCAUUCAUGCAAUUCUAAGACAGCAAAUGAUUUGUGAGUUUGCUGUAAUAAUGCAUGUUUUGACAUGCCACUGGAGUAUGAAAAAUGUAACUUAUAUACAUGUUUCUCGAACUUGAUAUAGUGACCUUAGUCGAAGUUCGAUACCCUUGGCAACUAACCUAAACUCUGUCUUUUAUGGUUUCUACCGUAAAAGCUGACAAAAGAUCUGUCUGUAUGGAAAUUACAUCACUUUUGAAAAUUCAUUUAAAUUUUCUCACAAUGUUCUGGAGGAUAACAGACAGAUACUCUAUAAAUAUUUUCAUGUUCAUUUUUCAGCUUGACACUUCCAAAAAAAAAGCGCUCCAUUAGUCUAAAGUCAGCAUUUGAAGUAACUAUCUUGAGUUACUUCACAUAGUUUCUAUAAAGACGGGAGAUGCAUUUAAAGAAUUUGGUGUCUAUAUAUUAAUUUGCUCUAACGCUGAAUAUGAAAUCACAGGAUAACAAUUGAUGGAACAGCAACGCGGCAGCAUAAGAUUAAAAGGCUAUGCACCCGUGCCUGCUUUAUUUCCGCCCUCUAUAUAUAAUUACGGCAUCUUCCCAAUGGAGAAGCCAUACCAUAGCCAGUGAACCUUUUCUCCACCUGUGAUGGAGGCCCAAAAAAAUAACGAAGCUAUUCGCCAGAGAAUGGUUCCUUACAAAUCCCGUUGGUCCCUUAAGGAAGACCGCCUCCUCACUUCACUCGUCGAUCGACAUGGCCCUGGAAAGUGGGAUUUUCUCGCUCAACACAUCAAAGGGAGAACUGGUAAGAGCUGCAGAUUGAGAUGGAUCAAUCAAUUGAAUCCGAGACUUGACAGGGCGCCAUUCAGUGACGAAGAGCAGAGAAGGCUCCUUCAACUUCACGAAAGAUACGGAAACAAGUGGUCCAUGAUUGUGUGUCACUUUCCCGGUCGAACAGACAACCAUGUGAAGAAUACGUACCACUCACUUGUGGGGAGUCGGUACGUGAAAGGCAGUGGUGGCCAGUCUUCUUCAGGCAUCGUUCUUAAACCAAAACCUAGGAGGGGAGCUUUGCCUGCUGCUCGUUAUUUCACCAGACCAACAGUUCCUGUUGGUUCUCAGUCUUCCAAUGUUUCAUGCCAAGGGAAUAACUAUAGUGGUUUUGCUGAUCCCGCUUCACCUGCUAUGUCUAACAGUGUUUCUGUGGCGAAUGUGUGUCCUAAUAAUCAGGGAAUAUGCUGCGGGGAUUCCGUUACAUCUGAUGCUAAGUCUGCUGCACUCUAUCGUGCUCCUCAGCCCCAGCAAGGUGUAGGGAUCCGAACUUAUCAAUUCAUCGACUUUUUGGGGAUUGGAAAUUCCGAGUGAAAAAGGAGGCUGCUCGAUGUUCUGUUUUUCUUAUUGUUCCGUUAUUCUGUUUGAUGAAUUUUAGUUUUUUUUUUUUCGUUUUUGUUGUGUCGAUUAGUAAUGUAGUGUGAAGUGUCUUUUUGUUAUUUCGAGUUUGUGUCUUGAGGAAAUCUGGGAAAGGGCAUCUCUGUCCUGUCAAAAGUUCAGGGUUGUUCUUGUUUUUAAUAAAUGGAGGUUUUCUCUUUCUUUCUUUAUGUAUUUCAGUUGUUUAUUUAUGAGGCGUUGACUGUUUUUCUUGGAAAGAUUUGCUGCAUAAUGUUGUAAUCUUGCUUUAUUUAAUGUGAUAUGCUUAAUUUUAUUG
Messenger RNA from Erythranthe guttata (spotted monkey flower), 1716 nucleotides. Its product is annotated as transcription factor MYB8. Gene Ontology annotation, molecular function: DNA-binding transcription factor activity, RNA polymerase II-specific; RNA polymerase II cis-regulatory region sequence-specific DNA binding. NCBI's taxonomy places the organism in Eukaryota, Viridiplantae, Streptophyta, Magnoliopsida, Lamiales, Phrymaceae. The record is from RefSeq and is a predicted model, not a curated record. Gene Ontology annotation, cellular component: nucleus. Gene Ontology annotation, biological process: regulation of DNA-templated transcription.